AAAAAAAACACGAAGAAGAAGACAGCCUUAAAAACAUCCGUGUUCAGUAGAGUUUGAUAGUGUGACUCAGAGGAGAUUUUUAAGAUGCCGGGGACAUACUAACAGCCGUCACCUUACUUCACAGCAACAUAGUUGUCAGUUGACGUCCGAGGAGGAAGAAAUGCCGCCUUUAGCUGGAGCUGAGUUGGUCCAGACACCAGUGCAGCUCUAUCGGUUUCUCCUCAGAUGUUGCAGGCAGUUGCCAACUGCAGCAAUGCAGCAGCACUAUCGGCACACCAUAAGACAGGGUUACAACAGCCACUCAGAUGAAGAUGACCCAGAGAGGAUACAAAUGAUAAUCCAAAGAGCAAUAGCAGAUGCUGACUGGAUUCUUCAUAAAUAUACCAAGAAGUAAGGUUCAUAGGGGUGGUUGGUGGAUUCUGUCCAUGGUUCACAGUUGUGGAUGUACUGUUUCUGGCUCUGAGGUCUGAGUGUCUCUGCCGUUACAGUUUUUGUUCUCAGUUUUUUCAGUGUGAAGUGACUACAUAGCCAACAUGAAGUUACUGCUCAAUUCAGUAAAAUAUUUAAACAUGUUCAUACUGCUCUUAGAAUGAAAUGUGUUGACUAUGUACUGUUUAUCUUUUUUUAAAUAAAGUAAUUAUCAAUA
Toxotes jaculatrix (banded archerfish) is the source of this 646-nucleotide messenger RNA. RefSeq names its product LYR motif containing 9 (gene lyrm9). The coding region runs from base 161 to 394 and encodes 77 amino acids. The transcript has 4 exons. Lineage: Eukaryota; Metazoa; Chordata; Actinopteri; Toxotidae. The record is from RefSeq and is a predicted model, not a curated record.